AUGGAGAUUCAAAUGAUUCAGAUAGCACAACAGUUAGCAAACUUUCAACAGCCGGGCGCGUUACCAAGUGCCACAGUUACCAAUCCUAAAGAUCAUAAUAAUGUGAGCGCUAUUGUUACUAGGAGCGGAAAAGGGAAAUGUGUGGUUGAAAAUAAUGACGAGGAAGAGGAACCAUUAUUGGAGGUAGACUUAGAGAUAAGAGAAAAUGAGGUAGAAGCUGAGGAAGUGGUGGUGAUGGAACCAACACCAAAAGAGAAGGUGGUUGAACAAAAACAAAAUUCGGCAGUAAAACUUCCUUUUCCGAUAAGGAACAAGAAAAAAGGGCAACAUGAGAAGAAUUUUGAAAAGUUCUUGGAGAUGUUCAAGAAGCUGGAGAUUAAUAUUCCAUUCUUGGAGGCAUUAGAACAAAUGCCUACUUAUGCAAAAUUUAUGAAGGACAUCAUCGCCAAGAAAAGAACCAUCGAUCGUGACACUAUUAUUCUAACCGAAACGUGUAGUGCUAUUUUGCAGGGUAUGAAGAUUCCGGUGAAGAAGAAAGAUCGAGGUUCCGUGACUAUUCCUUGUACAAUUGGGGAUAGGUCAUUCAAGAAAACUCUAAUUGAUUUGGGAGCAAGUGUGAGCCUUAUGCCGUUGUCUAUCUACAAGAGAUUGGGGAUAGGUAACGUACAAGAUACAAGAAUGACACUCCAGUUUGCUGACCACUCUGUUAAAAGACCUUAUGGGAUAGUAGAAGACGUGCUUGUGAAAAUUGACAAAUUCGUGUUCCCAGUGGAUUUUGUAAUUCUAGAGAUGCCGGAAGAUGAGGAGAUCGCUAUUAUUUUAGGAAGGCCAUUUCUAGAGACAGGGCGAUGUUUGAUAGACAUUGAAGAAGGCACAAUGACUCUGAAAGUUUAUGAUGAAGAGCUAAAGAUUGAUGUGUGCAACACCAUGAAGUACAAGGAUGAUAUAGCAACUAGUCAACAUAUUGAGGUGAUUGAUCAAAUCUGUACUAAUGAGAAUUCUUUGAAAAUACAACAAUUACCUUUGAUAAGAGUGUUGAGCUCGUCUGGUUGCGAUAAAGAGGAAGCUGUUGAUGAAAAAGAAGUGGAAGUAGUGGCUAUGAUGGAGGAACUUAAGCUAGUAGAAGUGUUAAAGAAACAUAAAAGUUCCAUGGGGUGGUCUAUUGAAGAUUUAAAAGGGAUCAGUCCUACAAUGUGCAUGCACAAAAUCCUCAUGGAAGAUGAUCACAAGCCAGUGGUCCAACCUCAGAGGCGUCUGAACCCAGCAAUGAAAGAGGUUGUGAGAAAAGAAGUUGUGAAACUUUUAGAUGCUGGGAUGAUUUACCCGAUAUCUGAUAGUGCUUGGGUAAGCCCGGUUCAUGUUGUGCCCAAAAAGGGAGGAACAACCGUAAUAAAAAAUGAGAAGAAUGAGUUGAUUCCCACAAGGGCUGUUACAGGGUGGAGAGAUAAAACUUUCACUUUUGAUGAUGAAUGUGCGGUAGCUUUUGAGACAAUUAAGAAGAAAUUAGUCUCGGCACCCAUUGUUGUAGCCCCUGAUUGGUCUCUACCUUUUGAGAUCAUGUGUGACGCAAGCGAUAUUGCUGUAGGGGCAGUAUUAGGACAGCGGAGAGAGAAAUUACUUCAUGUUAUAUAUUAUGCUAGUCAUGUUUUGAACCCCGCACAAAUUAAUUAUGCGACUACCGAGAAGGAGUUGCUAGCCGUUGUUUAUGCCUUCGAUAAAUUCAGGCAAUAUCUGUUGGGGUCUAGAGUCAUCGCUUAUACUGACCAUUCUGCUUUGAAGUAUAUCUUUGCUAAACAGGACUUUAAGCCAAGACUUUUGAGGUGGAUCUUACUCCUUCAGGAGUUUGAUGUUGAAAUUCGAGACAAGAAGGGGUGUGAAAACACCGUAGCUGACCUCUUAUCUCGAAUGACACCAAUAAACAAGACAGAAGAAAAGCGCCCAAUCAAAGAUGUGUUCGCCGAUGAACACAUCCUGGCAGUGACUGGUGUACCUUGGUUCGCAGAUUAUGCAAACUAUAUUGUCGGUGGUAUCAUCCCCGACGAUUUUGACUCUAAUCGAAGGAAAAAGUUUGUUCAUGACUGCAGUGGUGAUCGAAUAGCAGCUAAGAUUUUGCAAUCAGGGCUAUACUGGCCAACUGUAUUCAAGGAUGCUCAAGAGUUUGUGAGACAUUGUGAAAAGUGCCAAAGGACAGGCAACAUAUCCAAAAGAAACCAGAUGCCUCAAAACUCGAUGCUGGAAGUGGAGUUGUUCGAUGCUGUUUCUAUACCGUCAAACGAUGCUAAGGUGGUGGUGAAGUUUUUGAAAGAAAAUAUCUUUGCUAGAUUUGGAGUACCGAGAGCUCUCAUAAGUGAUGAAGGAACGCAUUUCUUGAAUCAUCUCAUGGAACGAUUACUCCAAAAAUACAAUGUGAAACACAAGAUAGCCAUAGCUUAUCAUCCUCAAACAAGUGGACAGGUUGAAGUUUCAAACAGACAACUCAAGCAAACUCUGGAAAAGACGGUGAGUGCCUCUCGGAAGGAUUGGGCGAUCAAGCUGGAUGAUGCACUAUGGGCAUAG
Messenger RNA from Vicia villosa (hairy vetch), 2556 nucleotides. RefSeq lists its product as uncharacterized. Gene Ontology annotation, molecular function: nucleic acid binding. NCBI's taxonomy places the organism in Eukaryota, Viridiplantae, Streptophyta, Magnoliopsida, Fabales, Fabaceae. The record is from RefSeq and is a predicted model, not a curated record. Gene Ontology annotation, biological process: DNA integration. The transcript has 5 exons. The coding region runs from base 1 to 2556 and encodes 851 amino acids.